AUGGACGCCGUCAAACGACGCUUCUCUGGCGGGAAGCAAUCAAUAUCCAACAACCAUGCAGCAGCCGACGCAGACCUGGCGAAGAUGGGCUACAAGAGUGAAUUACCACGAUCACUCAGUAUGCUGUCGGUCCUCGGUCUUUCCUUCGCCAUCAUGGCCGUACCAUUCGGUCUCUCGACGACGUUCUACGUCACCUUAGUCGACGGACAAAGCGUUACCAUCAUUUGGGGCUGGGUUCUGGUCUCCUUGAUCUCGCUGUCGAUCGCAGCGUCUCUGGGUGAGAUCUGCGCCGUGUAUCCUACUGCUGGAGGUGUAUACUACUGGUCUGCAAUGAUGGCGACGAAGAAGUACGCCCCCGUAGCAAGCUGGAUCACAGGGUGGCUGAAUCUGGUCGGGAACUGGACCGUGACGCUAUCAAUCAAUUUUUCUGGAGCGCAAUUGAUUUUGAGUGCGAUCACGCUAUGGAGAGAAGACUGGACAGCGAAUACAUGGCAGACAGUGCUCUGCUUCUGGGCUGUGAUGCUGGUCUGCUUCUUGAUCAACGCUUUCGGCGCAAAGUACCUCGAUCUCAUCAACAAGGUCUGUAUCUACUGGACCGCGGCGAGUGUGAUCAUUAUCAUGGUUACACUUCUUGCGAUGUCCGACAACUAUCGCUCGGGCGAAUUUGUCUUUUCUCACUAUGAUGCAAGCUCUUCUGGCUGGCCCAGCGGAUGGGCUUUCUUCGUUGGUCUGCUUCAAGCUGCGUAUGUGCUCACUGGAUACGGGCUGGUCGCAGCGAUGUGUGAAGAAGUGCAGAAUCCAGCACGAGAAGUGCCGAAGGCUAUGGUGUUAUCAGUAGCGGCUGCUGGAGUCACUGGUGUCGUCUAUCUCAUUCCGAUUCUGUUCGUGCUGCCAGACAUCCAGAUCCUGCUCGAUGUGGCGAGCGGACAGCCUAUCGGAUUGCUGUUCAAGACUGUGACAGGUUCUGCUGCUGGAGGUUUCGGUCUCCUGUUCCUCAUCUUGGGCAUUCUGAUGUUUGCUGGAACUGGCGCCCUCACAGCUUCGAGUCGCUGCUGCUACGCCUUUGCACGGGAUGGUGGUGUGCCGGGGAGUCGCUGGCUAGGCACGACGAACAGUAAGCUGGAUGUCCCUAUUUGGGCGCUGGCCGCAUCAACGGUCGUUGAUUGCUUGCUCGGACUGAUCUACUUUGGCUCCACUGCGGCAUUCAACAGCUUCACAGGUGUUGCCACCAUCUGUCUGUCCACAGGAUAUGGUCUUCCCAUCUUGGUCUCAGUUCUGCGAAAGCGGAAGAUGGUGAAGCAUUCCACGUUCUCGCUAGGGAAAUUUGGCUUCUUCAUCAACAUUGUCUGUCUCUGCUGGAUUACGCUGGCUAUUGUGCUGUUCUGCAUGCCUGUCAGCUUACCAGUAACAGCAAGUUCCAUGAACUACGCUUCUGUGGUAUUUAUGGGUUUCGCAUCCAUCAGUAUGAUCUGGUUUUUCAUUUCUGGUCGUAAGAACUUCACUGGUCCUCCGGUAGUGCAAGAUGCAGAUCCGACCCUCGAAGGCAAGCCAACGCCCAUUGAAGUGGACGGAGAGAUGGGUCUCGACACAGACACAAAGCUUCCAAUGAAGGAGUACUGA
Messenger RNA from Fulvia fulva, 1620 nucleotides. RefSeq names its product Amino-acid permease BAT1. NCBI's taxonomy places the organism in Eukaryota, Fungi, Ascomycota, Dothideomycetes, Mycosphaerellales, Mycosphaerellaceae. The coding region runs from base 1 to 1620 and encodes 539 amino acids. Gene Ontology annotation, biological process: transmembrane transport. The record is from RefSeq and is a predicted model, not a curated record. The transcript has 2 exons. Gene Ontology annotation, cellular component: membrane. Gene Ontology annotation, molecular function: transmembrane transporter activity.